GUUUAAAGUUUUUUUAAUUUAUUAAUUUAAAUUUAAAUAUCAAUCGUAGAAAUACAUAGGUGUUAAAUCUAGUAUUAAGCAGGUUAUCUAUCUCAAAUAAUUUAAUCAAAAAUAUUUAAUUCAAAACAACAAAGAACAAUGUCUGUAUCAGGUAGCUUAAGCAGCCCCAGUAAGGAAUCAGUCAGUGUAAAUGGCAGUAUUAGCGACAAUCUUCCCAGAGAUAUAAGCAGAUUAUCUUUAUUUUCUUCUGGCUCAACAACAUCCCAGGAUGAACAUUUUCGAUGUGAGGGACAUGCCGAACAUAGCCUUUCCUGCAUGAAAACCUAUUUACAAGCUGGAAAAUUAUGUGAUAUUACACUUAUAGCAGGGACUAAUGGUAGGAGAGUUCAGGCACAUAAAUUGGUUUUAUCAGCUGCAAGCGAAUAUUUCUCGACAAUGUUUACUGGCAGCUUACGGGACUCUGAAGAAUCGGAAAUUACAUUAGGAGACGUAAAUGGCGACGUUUUACAAGCUGUUAUAAAUUAUUGCUAUUCAGGGACCAUCGAAAUAAGAGAGGACAAUGUGGAGACUUUACUGGCAACUGCCUGUUUGAUGUUGCUGCAUGAGGUGGUUGAGGCGUGUUCAAGGUUUUUGGCACAUCAGCUUCACCCGAGUAACUGUUUAGGCAUCGCUGUUUUUGCAGAGCACCAAAGCUGUUCUAGUUUACUUUUGGAGGCCAAUGCAUACACAAGUCAACAUUUUAUGCAGGUGAUAAGGAAUCAAGAGUUUCUACAGCUUAGCGUUGAGCAAAUGACAAGCUUGUUAAGUAACGACGAUUUAAAUGUAACUUCGGAAGAACACAUAUUCCAUGCAUUAAUGGGGUGGGUUAAACACGAACCAAUAGCACGAAAAGAACACAUUGGCCACCUUUUAGGUCUAGUUAAACUGCCAUUACUUAGUCCUGCCUUCCUUACAGAUCACGUGGAGCCCAUAGUAGGUAACGAUCAUACCUGUCAAAAACUGAUCAUGGAGGCGAUGAAAUGGCACCUUCUUCCGGAGAGGAGGUUGCAGAUGACGUGCGCAAGAACGCGGCCCAGAAAAGCCACUUUGGGGAAGUUAUUUGUUGUAGGGGGUAUGGACAAAAAUAAAGGAGCGACGACUAUCGAAAGUUACGAUCCGCGAUGUGACGUAUGGACGGUUGCCUUUCAUAUGAGUGGAAGGAGGUUGCAGUUUGGAAUUGCACUAAUGGGAGACAAGUUAUUAGUUGUUGGUGGGAGGGAUGGUUUGAAAACAUUAAACACCAUGGAAUGUUUAGACAUGGAGUGUGGUUCUUGGACGCAAUUAUCGCCCAUGAAUACACAUAGGCAUGGAUUGGGUGUUGCUGUUUUGGGUGGUACUUUGUAUGCAGUAGGAGGACAUGAUGGUUGGAGUUACCUCAAUACAGUAGAAAGGUGGGACCCGGCGGCCAGAUCCUGGCAAUAUGUGGCACCAAUGCAAAACCAACGAUGCUCAGCCGGCAUAGCUAUACUAAACGGCAAAUUAUACGCAGUAGGCGGCCGAGAUGGCGCCUCCUGUCUUAGAACCGUCGAAUGUUAUGAUCCGCACACAAACAAGUGGACAUUGACGGCCCCAUUGACGCGCAGAAGGGGCGGAGUCGGUGUGGCGGUCGCCAAUGGUUUUCUGUAUGCCAUGGGCGGCCAGGACGCACCAGCGAACAAUCCAGCGGCGUCGCGUUUUGAUUGCGUUGAGAGAUAUGAUCCUAGUACAGAUGCUUGGACAACAGUUGCAUCUUUGUCAAACAAAAGGGACGCCGUGGCGGCGUGUCUCUUCGGGGACAAGUUGUACGCCAUAGGCGGGUACGAUGGGGGACAUUACUUACGUACGGUCGAGCAAUACGAUCCUAAUACAAACGAAUGGACCACCAUGGCACCACUAAUAACGGGGAGAGCAGGCGCCUGCGUAAUAGCAAUGAAUAACACACCUACCCCGAUAGAACAAUAAUUUUUUUUGAGAUAAAAAUGGUAAAAGUUAUUUUAAAUAACGAAAUAUAUAAAAUUGUUUCUUGCUAUAUUGUAACAUUUAGCAAUUUCCUUUACCUUGUAUUCAUUGUUAAUAAGUUGUUUUUAUAGUUUUGCUCCUAAAUAUGUAAUUG
This is a messenger RNA of Brassicogethes aeneus, 2131 nucleotides long. NCBI's taxonomy places the organism in Eukaryota, Metazoa, Arthropoda, Insecta, Coleoptera, Nitidulidae. The record is from the annotation of a GenBank genome assembly.